This is a messenger RNA of Peniophora sp. CBMAI 1063, 1668 nucleotides long. Lineage: Eukaryota; Fungi; Basidiomycota; Agaricomycetes; Russulales; Peniophoraceae. The record is from the annotation of a GenBank genome assembly.
AUGGCCCCAACUCCAACCCGCGUAGCUAUCGUCGGCGCCGGCGCGUCCGGCAUGUCCGCCGCCUACGCCCUCUCGCGCCACCCGGAGAAGUACCGUGUCACCGUCUUCGACAAGCAGCCCUUCCCAGGCGGCAUGGCCACCUCCCUCGAUAUCGACGCCAACAAGUACGGCGCAUCGUACAUCAACGACGGUGUGCAAGGCUGCUCUCCUCAGUUCGCCAACACGAUCCGCAUGUUCCGCGAGCUCGGGUUCAACGCAUCGCCCGUCGGCAUGCAGAUAUCCUUCUCCAAGGGCGAGGAUUUCUGGUCUAACGUCUUUCCCAGCCCGUUGACCGAGCAGUUCCAGAAGGACAUCAAGAAGUUCGGCAAGGUGCUUGGGAUUAUCAAGAAGACCGAAGUCCUGUUCGCGUUCGUGCCGGUGCACGCUAUGUUGAGGAUGUUCAGAUUCAGCAAUGACUUCGGGGAGAAAAUGGUAUAUCCGCUUGUCGCGCUGUUCUUCGGGACGGGCAAUCAGACGCCGUAUAUCUCGUGUGCUAUUCUCGAGCGCGUGUUCAAGGACCCGAGCAUGAAGCUAUUCGAGUUUAGCGACAAGAGUCUGCUGGCUAGCAUACCGACCAUGUACGCGUUCCCGAAGCUACGCGAUGUCUACACGACCUGGCAACGCGCGACCGAGUCGACCUCUGCCGUCUCCUUCCUCCUCGGAUACGAGGUGUCCGGCAUCCUCAGCCGCAAGACGAACGCCGUGACGCUCGAGUACAAGUCCCCUGACUCUGACUCUCUCACGCGCGAGACCUUCGACGAGCUCAUCCUCGCCUGCGACGCCGACACGUCGCUCAAACUUCUCGGCAAGGAGGCCUCCUGGAUGGAACGUCGCGUGCUAGGCAGCGUCAAGUACCUGUACGACGUCACCAUCACGCACGACGAUCUCGCGUACAUGAAGCGUCACUAUGAGGUCCAGUUCGACGAGAGCCUUGCCGCGGAGUCUGCUCCGGAGGAUCAGGUUCAGUUCGCGAAGGACAAGUUCAGGCCGCUGUACUACACGAAGCAGUACCCGCAGGACAGGUCCAAGAUCGAAAUGUCGUUCGACCUUACGCAUUACCAGCCGCAGUUCCGGGGCGAGCGCCCUGCAGGUCCCGAGGACAAGGACGUGCGUCUCCCCAGGGAGAGCGGCGCGUCGGAGAGCACAGCGGCGGACCACGUUGCGCGCGAGGCGCAGAACGACAAGCUCGGCGAGCAAGGCUCCGACGUGCGCACAGGCAAGGACGAUGAGCAACGCUCCGAACCCCCACUCGACCGCCACGUCUUUCAAACCAUCUUCCUCGACCGCGACGGCUCCUCGCACCUCUGGACCGAAGGCGAGAUCCCCGAAGAACACCGCAUCUACGAGAAGUGGUGGAAGCAGCAGAGCCACCGCUGGCAGCACUACGCCAAAGUUGUCCCCUGGAUGAUGUUCAUCAAUAUGAAGCAUCAUACGCAGUACGCGGGCGCUUGGAGCGUGCUGAAUAUGCAUGAGCUUGCUGUUACGAGCGGGUUCAGUGCGGCGUAUAGGCUGGGCGCGGAGUUUCCGUUCAAGGGGGAUGAAGAGUGUGAGAGGCUGUUUAAGUUGUAUUUGGCGUUGAGCCAUGGGUCACGUCUGCGCAAGGAGGACAGGAAGGGAUUCUUCGGUUGA